AUGCCUCCAUUAUUUUCCUUUUUAAUUGUUUCACUGCACUACUAUCUUCGGUUGUGCUCCCUUCCAAUUUUCAGCAUUCGAACUAUGGGAUCUGCCGCCUUACACAUCUGCCAGGUCGCCGCCGGAAGUGGAGAUGCAUUCUUCGAGUUUGGUAUUCACUGCUGGGAUUAUGCAGCAGCCAUGUUGAUUGUACGUGAAGCUGGCGGAUACUGCUGCAAUUAUGAUGGAUCCCCAGUGGAUUUGAUGGCACGGAAUAUCGUAUGUGCAGGCACCCCAGAGUUGGCGAAAGCCGUUUGUUCAAUCAUCCAACCCAUCCAUUAUGUCCACGAUUAACCGUCAUCCUUCUCUGGACCAGCACCUUUUUGAAGCCUUUUCUGUCCUUUUAUAUUUUGCUUUUGAAAAACGAAUAACUGCCACUCUACACUUUUCUACCACUCGCUCAUGCCUCAGUCUAAGCUGAAACACCGUCGUUGGCGGUGAACGCAUUAUUUUGCGGGUGAGCUCAGUCCGUCGGCAUCCUUCGCUCAACCGAUGAUUUGUACUUUCUCUUCUCACUUUUCCUCCCUCUGAUCUUCAACAAUCUAUCCUUGCAAAUUGACUGAUGCCCUGAACCUCUAUGAGUUUAGAUUUGAUUCCGUUUGUUUUGUUUUAUCUAAUGUGGGUGGAUGGGAAGAUCACAAGCCCUAGACGCCUUGAUUGCAUUGUUUGCUUGCCACAGUAACACACUGGGAUAAACUAGAUAUCACAUAGAAUCCAACUCUGGUUUUAACAAUGGUCCAGCAAGGCAGAUAUAGACCUUUCCACCUCACGUGACAGUAACUGCUGUAACAUUCGUU
Molecule: messenger RNA, 836 nt
Organism: Dicrocoelium dendriticum
Lineage: Eukaryota; Metazoa; Platyhelminthes; Trematoda; Plagiorchiida; Dicrocoeliidae
Source: the annotation of a GenBank genome assembly